This is a messenger RNA of Malania oleifera, 1782 nucleotides long. RefSeq names its product bifunctional protein FolD 1, mitochondrial. Gene Ontology annotation, cellular component: cytosol. The transcript has 7 exons. Gene Ontology annotation, biological process: tetrahydrofolate interconversion. Gene Ontology annotation, molecular function: methenyltetrahydrofolate cyclohydrolase activity; methylenetetrahydrofolate dehydrogenase (NADP+) activity. Lineage: Eukaryota; Viridiplantae; Streptophyta; Magnoliopsida; Santalales; Ximeniaceae. The record is from RefSeq and is a predicted model, not a curated record. Bases 314 to 1423 code for a protein of 369 amino acids.
ACACUGUUAGAGAUAAGAUAAACGACGUUGUAUGGGUCGUAAGUGAAUAACUUAGAUCUACGAUUACUGAGCCCAGUGGACUUGAGAGCCCAGAGCCUGUUUCUGUUUUUGAAGGAAUUUUCUAUUAAUCGGCUCGUUUCUGCUCUGUUUGGCGGAUGGGAGAAACGAACAGCAUAUGAGCGGAGAGCCAACGAGGAAAAUCACACAGUCGUGGUGUUUGUAGAUGAGUAAACAGUGUGAAAGAUAUGGAUACAAGACAUACAAGUUGAUGUAAUAAUUGGAAAAAAGGGAGAAGAAACAGAUAGCAAGAAUAAUGAAGAGGAUAAUGCCAAACCGAGUUGUGGUGUGGUGGAAGGGAAUACAGGCAAGAAUGGCAUCACCAUCAACAUCAAAGGCACUCAACACAUUUGCUGGUGACCAUAGUUACCAAAUUAUAAAGUCUCCUUCUCUUGUCUCUCUAGACCUUCUUGCUAAUGAUUGGCUUUCCAAUUCCACCCAUUGGGACCCUCCUCCAUCCAUUGGAAUUCCUUCCAAUAAACAGACUGCUGCAAUUAUUAAUGGUAAGUCAAUUGCUGAGGAAAUUAGGUCAGGAAUCGCUAGUGAAGUAUGCAGGAUGAAAGAGUCCAUUGGAAAAGUUCCUGGCUUAGCUGUAAUUUUGGUGGGUCAAAGAAGAGACUCUGAAACUUAUGUCCGCAACAAAGUAAUAGCAUGUGAAGAAGUUGGAAUUAAGUCUCUGAUGACCAAACUACCUGACAACUGUACAGAAGAUGAAGUUCUAAAUGCUGUUUCGAGUUUAAAUGAUAAUCCAUCUGUUCAUGGCAUUCUUGUGCAGCUUCCUUUACCACAACAUUUGGAUGAAGGAAAGAUUUUGAGUGUGCUGAGCCUAGAAAAAGAUGUGGAUGGCUUCCAUCCACUCAAUAUGGGGAAUCUGGCUAGGAUGGGGAGGGAGCCAUUAUUCACCCCCUGCACUCCAAAGGGUUGCAUUGAAUUACUACUUAGGUCAGGAGUCAAAAUCAUGGGGAAGAAAGCUGUAGUGAUUGGAAGAAGCAACAUUGCUGGAUUGCCAGCAUCCUUGCUAUUGCAGAGGCACCAUGCAACGGUCAGUGUUGUGCACGCACUUACUGAGAACCCAGAACAGAUCACCCGUGAAGCUGACAUCGUGGUCACAGCUGUGGGAGUGCCCAAUCUAGUCCGAGGCAAUUGGCUGAAGCCUGGUUCAGUUGUUAUUGAUGUGGGGACGUCUCCUGUUGAGGAUCCUAGGUCUGAGCACGGAUACCGCCUGAUGGGAGACGUUUGCUUUGAAGAGGCAGUGAGGGUGGUGUCAGCCAUUACUCCUGUGCCUGGAGGUGUUGGACCCAUGACAAUUGCAAUGCUCCUCUCCAACACCCUGGACUCUGCAAAGUGGGCUUACCGUUUUACCUGAUCUCCCUCUGUACAUCAUAUGGUGUACAUUUAACUUUCAAUGUGACGAUGCAACCUUUGAAUGACAACACUGGGGCAUAUGCAACAAAAAUGAAGGCUCCUUUUGGCUUCGACAAUAUGAUUUCUAAGCACCAAAGCAUGAAGACGCAAGAUCAAAUGCCAAUUUACUACAGAGGAAUGCUCGUGAACAAAAAGUAUCUGCCAGUUUUUGGAUUCAGAGACUUAGAUUUGAAGUUUGGAUUUUAAAAUUUCUAGGGGAAAUCCAUUAACUUUCUUCACUUUUUAAAAUACGAUAGUUUUUUAAAGUUAUCAAAAUAUCCUUGAGAUUUGAUUUUAAUGACAAAAUGAGCUUUCUAUUAA